This is a messenger RNA of Acanthisitta chloris (rifleman), 916 nucleotides long. Its product is annotated as collagen alpha-2(V) chain-like. The record is from RefSeq and is a predicted model, not a curated record. Gene Ontology annotation, molecular function: extracellular matrix structural constituent. NCBI's taxonomy places the organism in Eukaryota, Metazoa, Chordata, Aves, Passeriformes, Acanthisittidae. The transcript is spliced from 4 exons. The annotation marks the transcript as partial. Gene Ontology annotation, cellular component: collagen type V trimer.
GGUCCACCAGGUGAGCCUGGUCCACCUGGCCCUCCAGGACCUCCAGGCCACCUCACUGCUGCCAUUGGUGACAUUAUGGGACACUAUGAUGAUGCUAUGGCAGAUCCACUACCGGAGUUUACUGAAGAUGAAGCAGCCCCAGAUGACCACAAUAAAACAGACCCAGGAGUUCAUGCCACACUGAAAUCCCUGAGCAGCCAGAUUGAGACUAUGCGGAGCCCAGAUGGCUCAAAGAAACACCCAGCACGGACCUGUGAUGACCUGAAGCUGUGCCACCCCUCCAAGAGGAGUGGUGAAUAUUGGAUUGAUCCUAACCAAGGAUGUGUUGAAGAUGCUAUAAAAGUGUACUGCAACAUGGAAACUGGAGAGACCUGUAUUUCUGCAAACCCAUCUACGGUGCCCCGCAAAACAUGGUGGGCCAGCAGGUCAUCUGAAGUAAAGCCUGUUUGGUAUGGCCUUGAUAUGAACAGGGGGUCACAGUUUGUGUAUGGGGAUACAGCUGUCACUCAGAUGACAUUUCUGCGCCUCCUAUCAAAGGAAGCUUCCCAGAACAUUACCUACCUUUGUAAGAACAGUGUUGGAUACAUGGAUGACCAGACCAAGAAUCUGAAAAAAGCUGUGAUUCUCAAAGGGGCCAAUGACCUGGAGAUCAAAGCAGAGGGAAACAGCCGAUUCAGAUACACUGUUCUGCAUGACAGCUGCUCUAAACGCAACGGGAACGUGGGCAAGACAGUGUUUGAAUACAGAACCCAGAACGUGGCACGUCUACCCAUCGUUGAUAUUGCGCCCGUAGACAUCGGCAGUACCGACCAGGAGUUUGGAAUUGAAAUUGGGCCAGUUUGCUUUGUGUAAGAGGAAAGGGGGAAAUUAGCACACUAUCCAGCAGCAGCAGCAAAACAUGAACUUGGACUGAUUG